UCACUGCUCGACUGAGGGACCUUACAUAUAAUUGUAUGUGUGGGUUACAGAGAUGAAGUAGUCAUUCAAAAAUAAAGUUAAACAUUAUUAUUGCACACAGAAUAAGUCCAUACAACUUAUUAUAUUAUUUGUUAAGCAAAUGUAUACUCCUGAACUUAUUUAGGCUUGCCAUAACAAAGGGGUUGAAUACUUAUUGACUCAAGAAUUUUCAGCGUUUCAUUUGUAAUUAAUAAAAAAAAAUGUCUAAAAAACAUAAUUCCACUUUGACAUUAUGGAGUAUUGUGUGUAGGCCUGUGACACAAAAUCUCAAUGUAAUCCAUUUUAAAUUCAGGCUGUAACACAAAAAAAGUGGAAAAAGUCAAGGGCUGUGAAUACUUUCUGAAGGAACUGUAUAUAGUGCACCACUUUUGACCAGAGCCCUUUGGACCUAGGUCAAAAAAGUGCACUAUAAAGGGAAUAUGAUGUCAUUUGGGAAGCAAUCAAGGAGUGUCUCAGGCUUAGAGCAUCAGUUUGUCGUUAGCCUACCAAGCCUCACAAUACAGCGAAAGACGGUUGGGUUCUGUCUUCAAAUGCAGAGAACUGAGCAGAACAUGUCAGAGCUAGAGAGUGCCAUGAUCGCCAUCAUCCAUGUGUUCCAUAAAUACUCGGGCCACAAGUGCAAGCUGAAGAAGGCAGAGCUCAAAGAUCUUGUCAAUAAUGAGAUGAGUCACUUCAUAAUUAAUAUCCAAGAGAAAGAGACUCUGGAUGAGCUGUUUGCAGACCUGGACCAGAACGGAGACCUGGAGAUCGACUUCCAAGAGUUUAUCGCUCUGAUCGCCAUGAUGACAUCAACGUGCCAUGAUCUCUUCAGCACGGAUCACCGCCGUUAGUGACACAAUGUAAAGGGGAAGACUUCAGCGAGUGUCUAUGGCGUUCCAUAAAUUCCAGAGUCCUCUUCCAGGCGUCCUCUUGGGCAGCAGCGUGGGGUGCCAGGUGCCCUCCCCAGAGAGUGAUCACUAUAUGGAAAAACAACAGGACAGCAUGGAAAAUAACCUGGAAAUACAAAUCAUAAUGUAGUUCUCUCCUUUCUGAGAUACUGUAUGUUAAUUAUAGUGUCUAUUAACAUUUUGUAAAAUACCCUUAUUUGGAAACCCUUUAAAUUUGAAUACAUAUGUUAGUGCUUGUAAGUGGAUAUAUAAAUCAAGAAUAAAGGACUGAUAAAUGUUCUUCAAGACAAA
Molecule: messenger RNA, 1217 nt
Organism: Oncorhynchus nerka (sockeye salmon)
Lineage: Eukaryota; Metazoa; Chordata; Actinopteri; Salmoniformes; Salmonidae
Product: protein S100-B-like
Exons: 4
Coding region: 459-869 (136 amino acids)
Molecular function (GO): calcium ion binding; transition metal ion binding; calcium-dependent protein binding
Source: RefSeq, a predicted model, not a curated record